AUGCCCAUUCCGUCGCCGAUAUCCUCAACCGCCGCUGCCUCCGCCGCAAAUUCUGUUCUAGACGGACUCUCACUCUGCAAAACACUCAGUCACGUCAAGCAACUCCACGCGCACAUCCUCCGCACAGUGUUAGACCACCGACUCAACUCCUUUCUCUUCAACCUCUCCUCCUCUUCUUCCUCCAUCAGUCUCAAAUAUGCUCUCUCCCUCUUCUUGUCUGUCCCUACUCAGCCGGAAUCCAUCGUGUUCAAUCCCCUUCUCCGGAUUCUCUCUCGCUCCGGUGAAUUUAGAGCGACGAUCUUGUUCUACCAGAGGAUAAGACAUGCCGGUGGUCGUCUCGAUCAAUUCAGCUUCCCUCCGAUUCUUAAAGCAGCCUCUAAAGUCUCGGCCUUUUUCGAGGGUAUUGCCGAUGCGGUCUUUUAG
Messenger RNA from Thlaspi arvense, 423 nucleotides. NCBI's taxonomy places the organism in Eukaryota, Viridiplantae, Streptophyta, Magnoliopsida, Brassicales, Brassicaceae. The record is from the annotation of a GenBank genome assembly.